AUGAAGAGAGAGGGGAUCCAGGCAGUCAAAACUUGUGAUGUAUGCCAAAGGUAUAAAGAGGAAAAUGUGGCUUACCCUGGGCUACUGCAACCCUUGUCAGUUCCUGAACAGGCUUGGCAAAGCAUUUCAAUGGACUUCAUUGAAGGCUUGCCUAAAUCUCAUGGGAAAGAUGUCAUUAUGGUGGUGGUGGACAGGUUUACCAAGUACAGUCACUUCCUAGCCUUAGCCCAUCCCUAUACAGCUGAAAUGGUGGUUGAAAUGUUCAUGGAAAACAUCUAUAAACUCCAUGGGGUUCCCAAAGACAUUGUCAAUGACAGGGAUAGGGUUUUUGUCAGUAAAUUCUGGAGGGAGGUAUUUAAGAAGAUGCAAGUUAACCUGAGUAUGUCUUCCUCCUAUCAUCCUCAAUCAGAUGGACAAACAGAAAGGGUGAACAGGUCCAAUAUCAAGCUAACUUCCAGGUUCUAUGGACCCUAUGAAGUUAUUGAAAAGGUUGGAAAGGUAGCUUAUAAGUUGAGGCUUCCGGGGGAGGCUGCCAUACAUCGUGUGUUUCAUGUUUCAUUACUUAAAAAGGGGGUAGGAGCUGGAGUUGAGCCUCAAGAGGAAUUGCCUACCACUGAUGCAGAAGGCAUGGUCCUAACUCGUCCAGUGGCUGCCUUGGGAAAGGGAAUGGUGAAGAGAAAUAAUGCAGCAGAAGUGGAGAUCCUAGUACAGUGGGCAAAUUUGUCUGAGGAGGCAGCUACAUGGGAAAAUUAUCAUCAUGUGAUCAAACAAUUUCCAAACUUUAAUCCUUGGGGUCAAGGAUCCAAUGAAGGGGAGGGCAAUGUCAUGAUCCUAAACAUGAAAGAAGGAAACAGUAAAGUGGGAAGGGCAAGUGAAGAUCAGAAGAAGAAGUUUUAUCAGUUUCUAAGGGUUGAAAGUCAGGGGACCAACACGACGUCAUUUCGCAAAUGA
Molecule: messenger RNA, 951 nt
Organism: Ipomoea nil (Japanese morning glory)
Lineage: Eukaryota; Viridiplantae; Streptophyta; Magnoliopsida; Solanales; Convolvulaceae
Exons: 2
Coding region: 1-951 (316 amino acids)
Biological process (GO): DNA integration
Molecular function (GO): nucleic acid binding
Source: RefSeq, a predicted model, not a curated record